Messenger RNA from Humulus lupulus (European hop), 1473 nucleotides. Its product is annotated as trans-resveratrol di-O-methyltransferase-like. The coding region runs from base 162 to 1280 and encodes 372 amino acids. Lineage: Eukaryota; Viridiplantae; Streptophyta; Magnoliopsida; Rosales; Cannabaceae. The transcript has 2 exons. Gene Ontology annotation, biological process: methylation. Gene Ontology annotation, molecular function: S-adenosylmethionine-dependent methyltransferase activity; protein dimerization activity; O-methyltransferase activity. The record is from RefSeq and is a predicted model, not a curated record.
AUAUGUGAUCCUAAAGAAAGAACAGAUGGGUCAUGGAAUAGUAAUUGAAAGUGAAGGAACGUCCACCAAUCUUUUCCAUUUAAAGGAAUCAAAAUCUCAUCCUAUUAUCAGUUUAUUGACAUAAAACUUUUGAAAAGUAUCUUUGAAAACACAAUACCAUUAUGGCUGCUCUCUUUCAUGGGGAAGGAAGUAGUAGCAGUGAGUUAUCCCAAGGUCAAGCCCAUUUGUACAAGCAUAUGCUUAGCUACAUGAGUACUAUGUCUCUGAAAUGUGCAGUUCAGCUAGGCAUACCAGACAUAAUCAACAACAAUGCCCAAGGCCAACCCAUUACUCUUCCUGAGUUGGUCUCUGCCCUUCAACUUCCUCCAUCCAAAACUGGCUUCGUCCAUCGUCUGAUGCGCCUAUUAGUACACUCUGGCUUCUUCACAGCAAAGAAAGUUACUAGCCAAAAUGAAGAAGAAGAAGAAGAAGAAGUUGCAUAUGGGCUCUCACCUUCAUCUCGAUUGCUUCUGACUAAAGGCAAUAAUGAGGUCCCAAGCUUGUCCCCCUAUGUUCUGUACAUUCUUGAUCCAGUUGCUUUAACAUCAUGCCAUUUGCUUGGAAGUUGGCUCCAGAAAGAUGCAGCUCCAAGUCCAACAACGCCGUUUCAGUCAGCUUGUGAGGGGAUGAGCUUUUACGAGUAUUGGAGCACGAAUGUUAAAGUUGAUCAUUUCAAUGAAGCAAUGGCCAGUGAUUCAGGAAUAUUGAAGGUUGUUAUUAAAGAUUUCAAGCCUGUUUUUGAGGGAAUAGAUUCAUUGGUCGAUGUAGGCGGCUGUACGGGAGAAGUCUGCAAGAUUCUCAUUGAAGCAUUUCCUCACCUGAAAUGCUCAGUGCUUGAACUAUCUCAUAUGGUUGCCAAUUUUCCUAAUACAGAAAACUUGAAGUUUAUUGAGGGUGACAUGUUUCAAGCAAUCCCUCAAGCUGAUGCAAUUCUACUCAAGUCUAUUUUUCGUGGUUGUAGUGAUGAGGAAGCCCUGACCAUUUUGAAGAAUUGUAGAGACGCUAUUUCAAGCAAUGGUGGAGGAAAGGUUGUGAUAAUAGACAUGGUAAUAAAUAGCCAAAGAGAUGAACGUGAAGUAUUAGAAGCUAAGCUCUUAUUUGAUUUGUACCUAAUGGCUGUGAUCACUGGGAGAGAGAGAAUCCAAAAAGAUUGGGAAAAGCUCUUUUUGGAAGCUGGUUUCAAUAGCUAUAAAAUUACACCUGUAUUUGGUUUAAAAUCACUAAUCGAGGUUUUUCCUUGAUAGAAUCAAACAAGAUUAGUAUAUAUUAUGCGACCCCUGAAAUAAGCAUAUGAUUACAAAAACAUUGUCAAUAUGCAAAUUUGUUCGUCAGCAAGGGGAACUCUAGUUUUUUAUCCGAAGACUUUCCUGUAUAAUUUACUUUCAUGUAAUGGAAAUGGAAAUAAAAGCUUCAUGAUCUAGAGAUCUUAGUUCU